Molecule: messenger RNA, 1624 nt
Organism: Nerophis lumbriciformis (worm pipefish)
Lineage: Eukaryota; Metazoa; Chordata; Actinopteri; Syngnathiformes; Syngnathidae
Gene: ved
Product: ventrally expressed dharma/bozozok antagonist
Molecular function (GO): DNA binding
Source: RefSeq, a predicted model, not a curated record
AAAAAGUAAUACUUAACUGAUAUAACUAAUGUAAUACUACUAUCUAUGUAGAAAAGAUUGACAGUAGCUGUAAUUGUAAAUUAUACAACCAAAUAAGAACAUUAUUUACAGCAAUAAAUGAUGUAAUUUUACAUCAAUGAUGUAAUAAACAACAAUGAUGUCAUGGUUAGUCCGGAACAUGAAUAUAGGGAGGUUACAUUGAAGUCAAUGUUGUCCUGGUUGAUGAAACACAACGGCUGAGGGAUGGCUUGUCAAUAAUUGGAUGAGGAAAGUGUUGAUUGUUUAACCUGGGACUUUAAUCCACUUUAAUCCGGGAUGAUCCUCACCUUGAUCCACUCAGCACUCGUUAGUCCUCAAAUGCUUCGGUCCAUAUUGCUCACGCCGCGGAGACGCUCCGUCAGGAUGUGGAGUAUUUUACAGGGGGGGUGUGCGCGGGCUGAGGUGUGCCCAUUAUCUUUGAGGAGGCAGGAAGGUGGUGGGGGGGGUCCAGACUGAGUGGAGCCAUGGUGGAACAGCCUCAUUGAGGAGGAGGUGGGGGUGUCGGGGAGGGGACGUGGGCUUUGAUGUGCCUCGAGGUGGGACGUGGCCUAUAAAGUACGGGGAACCUCUUGAGGAACGCCACUUACCUGCACGCCAACCGGACUCAGCACCCUCCAGAAACCUCCUGAGGAUUAUUCACGCCAUGAGGGGACACUUCUCCAUCGAGUGGAUGGCCCAAAGCAGCCAGCCCGCCGCCACCGCGGCCGCGGCCUGCGGGACCGACGCCGAAAGCCUGCCCGGUUUUUAUCGCCGACCGAAGAGCAAGAGCGGACCCCAGUUGGAGCGCAGAGAUGACCUCCAUGGAGCGUCCGUGCAGCAGCGAGGGUUGGAGGCGGGUUUCAGCAGCGGGACUGAGGAGGAGACGUCAGGUUACGAGAGCGAGGGCGAGCGUGGCGUCUCGCCGCCGGCCGCCUCGCCGCCGACCCCCCCCUCGGGGAGGAGGCCCCGUACGGCCUUCACGGCGGAGCAGGUGAGCAGCUUGGAGCGAGCCUUCAAGAGGAACGCCUACCUGGGGACGCAGGACAAGGCGGAGCUCUGCAAGAAGCUCAACCUGUCGGACAAACAGAUCAGAAACUGGUUCCAGAACCGGCGCAUGAAGCUGAAGAGGACGGUGCAGGACGCGCUGGCACACGCCUGCCAGGCCAACGCCGCCUCCCACUUCACGCACUACCCCGAAAUGCAGGCGUUCAGGCCGGCGCCGUAUCCCAGGUACCACUCGCCGCAAGACGCCGCCUUGGCUCACCCUCACUGCCUUCAGUACGCCUCGCCUCUGCCGCCCGCCAUGCCCUCGCUGCCUCUGGACUCUCUCUACCUGCCAGGCGCCAUGUUGCCCGCCGCCACGCCCCCUCCUCUCAUAGGCUCCUACCCAACCUACCCUCAGUACUACUGACCAAUGGCCGAAAUAUGCUUUUAUUUUGGAACAGGAAGUGUUUAUUUUUUAAAUCCGAAUAGUUUAAUAAUUAUGUCCGUAAAAUUGAAGGGUUGUGUGCAAUAAUGAUUGCAAAUAAAUCGAUUGACACUGGCCGUUUACUUGUUCUUUUAUGUCAAAAUAAAACGGCACAAAAAGCUAUAAUUAAAUGGAUAA